GUUUUCUUCGGAAAGCCACCGUGGAAUAUUUCUGGGACUCGGAGCGCGCGGCGAGGUGGCCGGUGGCUCGCCACUCCGGUUUCGGGUACAACGGGACGCCUGGAGCCCACGUCAGUUGGUUUCGCUUCCGGUGUGUGCUGUAUUUAUGGAGUUUAAAGAUAAACCAUCCCAAAACGUUGUUCCUCCUCCGAGGGAACCACGAGUGCAGGCACCUCACAGGUCGAAUCAAGUACUCGGAGCGAGUGUAUGAUGCGUGUAUGGAUACAUUUGACUGUCUUCCUCUUGCUGCCCUCUUAAACCAGCAGUUCCUGUGUGUGCACGGAGGACUGUCUCCAGAAAUCACGUGUCUAGAUGACAUUAGGAAAUUAGACAGGUUUAAGGAGCCUCCAGCUUUUGGUCCGAUGUGUGACCUGCUCUGGUCCGAUCCCUCGGAGGAUUACGGCAACGAGAAAACGCUGGAGCAUUUCGCCCACAACACUGUUCGCGGCUGCUCCUAUUUCUACAGUUACCCUGCAGUGUGUGAAUUUUUGCAGAACAAUAGUUUGUUAUCUGUCAUCCGAGCUCACGAAGCCCAGGACGCUGGGUACCGAAUGUACAGGAAGAGCCAGACAACAGGCUUUCCGUCAUUAAUCACAAUCUUCUCUGCACCAAAUUACCUAGAUGUCUAUAACAACAAGGCUGCCGUACUGAAAUACGAAAACAACGUCAUGAACAUCAGGCAGUUCAACUGUUCCCCUCACCCCUACUGGCUUCCAAACUUCAUGGAUGUCUUCACGUGGUCUUUGCCUUUCGUAGGGGAAAAGGUCACAGAAAUGCUCGUUAACAUCCUCAACAUAUGCUCCGAUGACGAGUUGAUCUCGGAUGGCGAUGAGACGUUGGAAGAUCACUACAUUUCAAGCUAUCAGAAAGGUGGGACGACAGUCCGUAAAGAGAUCAUCAGGAAUAAGAUUAGAGCCAUCGGGAAGAUGGCACGCGUCUUCUCGGUCCUUCGAGAGGAGAGCGAGAGCGUGCUGACCCUCAAAGGCCUGACUCCCACAGGUACGCUGCCCCUGGGAGUGCUCUCAGGGGGGAGGCAGACCCUGCAAACCGCCCCGGUUUUGAGCCGGUUUUGGAGGCGUCUGUUCCUGCUGGCCGAUCCUUCCUUGCCCUCCCUCAACAGCCCGGUGUGCCUGAGCGCGCUCUGA
Messenger RNA from Eurypyga helias (sunbittern), 1184 nucleotides. RefSeq names its product serine/threonine-protein phosphatase 2B catalytic subunit gamma isoform-like. NCBI's taxonomy places the organism in Eukaryota, Metazoa, Chordata, Aves, Eurypygiformes, Eurypygidae. The transcript is spliced from 13 exons. The annotation marks the transcript as partial. Gene Ontology annotation, biological process: calcineurin-mediated signaling. Gene Ontology annotation, cellular component: cytoplasm; calcineurin complex. Gene Ontology annotation, molecular function: calmodulin-dependent protein phosphatase activity; calmodulin binding. The record is from RefSeq and is a predicted model, not a curated record.